AUGAAUUCUCAGAAGGAAUCAGAGCUACUGGCCAUGCAGCAUAUUCUCGGUCUCAGGAAUGCUGCAGACGAUCUCAAAGUAAAGCCCAAGGACCUCGAGCGAGUGGAACGUCUGAAAGCAGCCGAACCUGUCUUUGUCUGUGUUGACCUGGAAGCUUUCGAGUUUUCCCAAGAUAAGAUCACAGAGGUUGGUGUCUCCAUUCUGGACUCCCGACAUGUCGUUGGCACUGAUCCAGGUGCCGAUGGAUCGAAUUGGCUCUCCAAAAUAAACACCCGUCACAUGAUCAUCAAGGAAUACAAACAUCUCGUGAAUAAGCGUUUUGUUCACGGCUGUCCUGACAAAUUCAACUUUGGCCACUCCGAGUUGGUUCCGCUCAAGCACAUCCGCGACACUCUCAUCGAGCUCUUCAACAACCCCACUUCCGAACCAUUACGAGCAUCAGACAAUGGUUCACGGAAACUCGUCCUUGUCGGCCACGGCCUUUCCAACGAUACUGCUUACUUGAACAAACUUAAUUUCGCACCCCACGCAAGCGGCAACAUCCUCCAAGACGUCGACACUCAGAGAUUCGUUGGCACUAAGAAGACCACCAUCGGAUUGAGCAAGUUGAUGGCUGGACUUGGUGUUGAUCCAGAGAACCUUCACAAUGCAGGCAAUGAUGCUGCCUACACGAUGCAAGCUCUUGUGUUGAUUGCUGUUCAGCACACCAACGACCCUGGCGCUUACCUGAAGGCUGUCACCAACGCUAAGGGAAAGGUCGAUCCGGCCAAGCAACGUUACAAGGACCACAAAGCAAAAAUCAGGGAGAAGAAGGCCGCCGAGCAGAGGGCCAAAGCUCUAGCUGCGGGCCCGAUCGAGCAGAAUGCCAGUCAAGGCCCUACCCCUAGACUUCCUACCAAGCCCUUCUUCACUGGUCCUCCUCGCGAACACCAACAGUUUCCUGCAGCGCGACAAACCACCGCACGAUCGAAUGUUGAGACAAGACGCCGAGUCGAACAAGCACCAUCAACCAGGCAGGAUUCGGGUGAGAACUCUCACUUCCCAGCGUCGGUCGACCACACUCCUGUCCCUGACAACCAGACUUCCGUACACCCUGACCCCAUAGACCCCAACCCCAUAGACUCCCAACGCUCACCUCCAUCACGCUACGAGAUAUCUGCUCCGAGAAAGGAUGGGAAUCAACUGCUUGAGAAAAGCGGCGGUCGAGUUCCAAAAUUCAAGACGCCCCCCUUACCGAGGAAUGAGGAUCGGCCCGGAUAUACCACAUUUUCGCUUCUCAGUGAGCAGACAAAGCGUCUUAAUUCUUCGAGGAAAAGGAAGAGUUCCGAUCCCGAGCCUGUCCCGACCAAUCGUGUCGGAAACCCUGCAAAAGCCCAACCAACGGAACGGGAUGACGACGACUUCUCAAUACCGCCUGCUUUUUAUCGGGGCGGCGAUGACAAUAGUCGUGAUUCAACGCACGGUGAUCAGGGAGGAUCCGAAUCAAUGGCCGACAACGGACCACACGACGGUAUUGUCAGAAAAGUCUUCUCGCAUAAGCGUAAGCAAUUUCUCGAAGCUUGA
Molecule: messenger RNA, 1563 nt
Organism: Aureobasidium pullulans EXF-150
Lineage: Eukaryota; Fungi; Ascomycota; Dothideomycetes; Dothideales; Saccotheciaceae
Exons: 1
Coding region: 1-1563 (520 amino acids)
Cellular component (GO): nucleus
Molecular function (GO): nucleic acid binding
Source: RefSeq, a predicted model, not a curated record